This is a messenger RNA of Zingiber officinale, 893 nucleotides long. RefSeq names its product ferredoxin C 2, chloroplastic-like. NCBI's taxonomy places the organism in Eukaryota, Viridiplantae, Streptophyta, Magnoliopsida, Zingiberales, Zingiberaceae. The transcript has 6 exons. Gene Ontology annotation, molecular function: iron-sulfur cluster binding. The record is from RefSeq and is a predicted model, not a curated record. The coding region runs from base 76 to 660 and encodes 194 amino acids.
CCGAGCGCCAGAAAGAAGGUACUAAUGACAGCGGCAGCGGCGGCGUAGGAAAAGCGAAAGCCGCCUCGUUGAGGAAUGAACACGGUGGCGACGCCGGUCGCGGCGAUGGUCCACCCAUUCGCUCCGGCCGCCUCCUCAAUCUGCCUCCGCCAGGGCCAAGCACGACUUCAAAAUCCUCUCUUUCGCCCCUGCUUUCGUCAGAUUAGGAGGCCAUUGAGAUCCGCGCGCGGAGAGCUGCAAACCUCGGAGACCUCAACGGCGACGACAGCUUCGACUUCUAUAAGGACUCAUCGGGUCACUGUUCACGACCGUCAGCGCGGCGCGGUCCACGAAUUCCUUGUGCCGGAGGAUCAAUACAUACUGCACACGGCGGAGGCGCAGAACAUAUCCCUCCCCUUUGCUUGCAGGCACGGUUGCUGUACUAGCUGUGCUGUUCGAGUAAAAUCCGGUCAAAUUAGACAACCAGAAGCUCUUGGAAUAUCUGCAGAAUUGAAAGAUAAGGGUUACGCAUUGCUCUGUGUGGGUUUUCCAUCUUCUGAUAUUGAAGUUGAAACUCAAGAUGAAGAUGAGGUGUACUGGCUCCAAUUCGGGCGGUAUUUUGCGCGAGGCCCAGUUGAAAGAGAUGACUAUGCCUUGGAGCUGGCUAUGGGCGAUGAAUGAAUGGACAAUUGGAAAGAUCAACUAUUGCUCAUAAUCUGCUGAGCUUUUCUUUCCUGGUUGUGUGUUUGAUCUAGUGUGUAUUACACGUACCUUUACUCGAUCCUCAUAUUAAAUAUCAAUCUUCGCUUGUUUGCCCAAAAAAAUUGCGUUUAGGAAAUCUAUAAUUUGUAGCUGUUUGCAGAUCUUACAAUUCCCUUCAAUAUCAAAGUUAUGAUGGUUAUAUAUGUUUUCUA